Molecule: messenger RNA, 747 nt
Organism: Kogia breviceps (pygmy sperm whale)
Lineage: Eukaryota; Metazoa; Chordata; Mammalia; Artiodactyla; Physeteridae
Gene: TMEM203
Product: transmembrane protein 203
Biological process (GO): intracellular calcium ion homeostasis
Cellular component (GO): endoplasmic reticulum
Source: RefSeq, a predicted model, not a curated record
CAGGCGGGGCCGCUUUCUGCCUCUCGCUGGCCGCGGCGGCGACGGCGGCAGGCGCCAGCGAGGCCCGUGGGGAGUGGCGGCGCAGCCUGGCGGGUGGGACCAUCGGCCGGGCCCUGGCCCGCGCUCAACCGGCGCGAUGCUUUUCUCGCUCCGGGAGCUGGUGCAGUGGCUGGGCUUCGCCACCUUCGAGAUCUUCGUGCACCUGUUGGCUCUGUUGGUGUUCUCCGUACUGCUGGCCCUGCGUGUGGACGGCCUGGCUCCCGGCCUCUCCUGGUGGAACGUGUUCGUGCCCUUCUUCGCCGCUGACGGGCUCAGCACCUACUUCACCACUAUCGUCUCCGUGCGGCUCUUCCAGGAUGGAGAGAAGCGGCUGGCCGUGCUCCGCCUUUUCUGGGUCCUCACGGUUCUUAGCCUGAAGUUCGUCUUCGAGAUGUUGUUGUGCCAGAAGCUGGUGGAGCGCACUCGGGAGCUCUGGUUCGGCCUGAUCGCGUCUCCGGCCUUCAUCCUCCUGCAGCUGCUCAUGAUCCGUGCCUGCCGGGUCAGCUAGGCUCGCAGAAGAUAAGCUGGAACGCUGGACCCCACGCUGAGGUCCCGCUUCCGCCGUACCAGAGGGGAAAUCUGGCUCUGAAAGCCAGCUUGUGCCCUCCUGGGUGCCCAGCUUUCUCUAUCAGUCACGUCUGAAAUUGUUCCCUCAGCAGGGCUAAAAAGAGCAGCCUUGAGUCUUAAAAUGUAUUCCCUCUUAUUUCA